GCCCCGCGCAUGCGCCCCGGCUGGCGCACGCGCGGCUGCCGCCCGGCGCCGUUGAAGUGGCGGGACCGGCCCGGCGCGGCCUGUCCGGGUUAUCCCGCGGGAACCGCGACCGGCCUCGGGCAGCGCCCCUGCCUCCCGCGGUUGCGGCCAAAAUCCUUCUGUUGGGAUUCUGAACUAUGACAUCAUGGCAAGAUUUCGCAGAAGAACAUGCAUCAUUUUGUUGCUUUUUAUUUUGUUUAUUUGCUCCAUAAUGAUGGCUUUGAAGACGCUGAGACCUGACAGAGCUGGCUUUGGGGAUCCAUUUGGACUUGGUUUGUUGCCUGAGCUUCAACAACGAACAGUUCUCUUAGACAGUAAGCAGAAUUCACUGAAUAGGGUUCAAGGAGAUACUGUAACACGUGUCAGUAAUUUGCACAGUAUUGCUGUCAAUACUAUGAAAGCAUCUAUGCCUCCUGUAAAUAAACUGGAAGAGGAGCUGUCUUCUCCUAAUUAUAACUUUCACAUAUUUUACUAUACUUGGUAUGGGAAUCCACAGUUUGAUGGUAAAUAUAUUCACUGGAACCAUCCACUGUUGCCGCAUUGGGAUCCUAAAAUUGCAAACAAUUAUCCAAAGGGAAGGCAUAAUCCUCCUGAGGACAUUGGGGCCAACUUUUAUCCUGAACUCGGAUCUUACAGUUCCAAAGACCCUACUGUCAUAGAAGCCCACAUGAAACAAAUGCGUUCAGCUUCAACUGGUGUAAUAGUGCUUUCAUGGUACCCACCAGGUAUGGCUGAUGAAAAUGGAGAACCAACUGAUGAUUUGGUGCCUGUUAUUUUGGACUAUGCACACAAAUAUAAUCUAAAGGUCACUUUUCAUAUUGAACCUUACAAAGAUAGAGAUGAUCGCAGUAUGUACCACAACGUCAAGUACAUCAUUGACAAAUACGGAGGCCAUCCGGCCUUUUACAGGCAGAAGACCAGCACAGGCAAAUUUCUUCCCAUGUUUUAUGUUUACGAUUCUUACGUAACAAUUCCUGAAAUAUGGGCAAAUCUGCUAACUGUUUCUGGAUCCCAGAGUAUUCGAAAUACUCCGUAUGAUGCGUUAUUCAUUGCACUUCUUGUAGAAGAAAGACAUAAGCAUGACAUUCACAGAAGUGGUUUUGAUGGAAUGUACACGUACUUUGCCACCAAUGGCUUCUCCUAUGGCUCAUCUCAUCAUAAUUGGGCAGGUUUAAAAGCCUUUUGUGAUAGUAACAACUUAAUGUUUAUUCCAAGUGUGGGCCCAGGCUAUAUAGAUACCAGUAUCCGACCGUGGAACAACCACAACACCCGUAAUCGUGUCAAUGGGAAGUACUAUGAGACUGCCUUCAGCGCAGCCCUUCUGGUCCGACCGGAAAUUAUCUCCAUUACAUCUUUUAAUGAAUGGCACGAGGGAACUCAGAUUGAAAAAGCUGUCCCUAAACGGACUGGACAGGUGGUUUACCUUGAUUAUAAACCGCAUAAGCCAAAUAUUUACCUAGAGCUUACUCAGAAGUGGUCUGAGAAGUACAGAAAAGAACAAGAACAGUGGCUUAUGUGAGCUGUCCCUGCUGCAGUUGUUUCCUAAUGCAUUGACUGUAUUGAGAAAGAAAUUGAGAGCUGAAGAAUAUGUUAUUAAAUGUAUUGUAUCUGUUGAAUGUAUAUGCACUACUACUGAAUUUUAAUUUUGAAAAGUAAAAAGAUUAUGAGAAUAUUGCCAAUUCUGUCUUAUUGGAUAUUUUAGUUCAAGAAUAUUCAGGGAAAUCUGAAAGAUUAUUUGUUUCUUUUUUAAACUUCAUAACUUGCAUUCUGAGCUUCCAGAACAUCUGCAUGGGAUAACUCUACAUGACCAAAGUAUAACAAAAAAUCGGUGUAGUUCUAUUUACUUCCUUUAUUCUUGUAGUUGUGUUUCUAAUAAAAAUGAUGCUGUAAUCUAAGUUUUUAUGCUCAUAGCUACUUGCAGGAUGCAUGUCUAUACUGUAUGGAAUAAUUUACAUCUACUGUUUUUAAUGCUUUGCACACACAGGGACUUCUUGACAUAUGACUAGCUUGUGGUAAAAGCACUGAAGAGGUAUGUGUGAUGUAACAUCACUGUGGUUUUUUGAAAAUAGAAACGUCUUUGAAAGAAAGUUCCAAAGAACUGCUAAAAGACUUCUAGUUUAUUACAUUUUUUCUGUUUGGUACAUGGUGUAGACUUUUGCAGAUUACUGGGUACUGACCAGGAACCUUUUUUUUUCUAUAUUACUUUGAAUAUAAAAAAAAUAAUGCUUGGGACAAAGUGGAAAAUAUUUUUUUUGAGUGGGGAAAAACUCCUACUAAACAUGCAAAAAAUAUACUAAACCUUCUGCUUUUAUUUACUGUCUGCUAAUUGACUGCAGAUACAGAUCUAGCACGUUUUUUAAAAUGUGUAAACUUUCUAAACCAAACACCUUACUAGUCCUACAAUAAAUAUAAUUGUAGGAAAUAGUUUUUUAUUUCUGAUUUAGGAGCAACCUAGUUUGGUUUCAAUGCCAGCAACUACCCAUUAGUUUAAUUUGAAAUCUGAGAUUUCUGUUUUUCAUAUAGUUUAUUUAGUUUUUUGAGGAUUCAGAAUAGUAGAUACUAAAAUCUUGCUGUCACUCAGAUAAGCACCCUACCAAUGCUACCUGUAACACUGUGGUGUGGCUGUAAAUGACUACUUUCAGUCCUAAGAAUCUCACCUUUCAAAUGUUGUAAUUAUUAACUGGGGUUUUUUAUGAGGUUUCAAAAGUUCAAGUCACACGGGCAUAUCUCCUCAGCAGUCCUCCUUGGGGGAUUUUCAUAGAGUUUCAUAACAAAAUCCUGAAUUUUGGAUUAGUAGAAAUUGCAGUGUUUUGUUUAUUUGCAGAAAGUGUCUAAUCCAUAGCAAAAAAGAUUUUUUAAAAAUUGUUUAUUUUUUUAAUCUAUGUAUAAGGUGCCGAUCCUGUGUUUUAGUUCAUAUGCUGAAACUGUUGUGACCACUAGUAACCACUAGAAUUCCAUUGAUUUAAGCAGGACCCAUGAAAAUCACAUUCUUUACUCAGUUUUCACUGUAAUCUGUCCAUGAAGGUGAAUGUGAGGACUUCUGGUUAAAAAAGAAACCAAACCAAACCAGUAUGUUUUUUCCAGAAAACAUUGUCAUUCCAAAUAAACAUGUCAGUUACUACUAAUAAUUUUUAGAGUCUUUCUGGUAUGAGAAAGGUUUGCUUAUGUAUCUCUCACUUAUUUACAGAUUAGUUCUUUUGUCAUUUCUCUGCAGUUCAGGAGAUGAGGUGUCAUAUAAUGCCCUCAGCUGCUUGAAAAAAGUGCAGAAAUUGGGUGACAGAUAUAUAACCUGGCGUGUUGAAGUGUGCCUCUAGAGUUAUUGGAGUCUUAUUAAUCUCUCCUCAUAUUUUUUUGCAUUUUCCUACUACAUGUCUGUGAGGUCUGAAAUGCUCCUGAAAGAAAUGUUUACUAAUGCUUGUUUUAUUUUACUUAUACUCAGGUGGAUAAACUGACAUAGACAUAGGUAUGACCACAGUCACAAAAUAGUGUCUGAGACAUAAGAAGCACUUGUUCUAACCACUUCCAGCUUAACUACUCCCUUUAUUAAGGAAAAUUAUAUUACUAAUUUUACUAUAAAUCCCUUAAAUAGCUAACAGGCUUUACAGCCCAAAGAGUCCAUUAAUUUAUUUUAAAUGUGAGGGAACAAUUAAAUUUUUUGCAAAUGUUAUUAAAAAAUCUUCUGAAAUCAAACCUUUUGCACGAACAAGUCUUUUUGUUUUCCCUUUGCUUAAACUUUUGUCAUCCACUGGUCUUUUCUCACUGUAGUUGUCUGAGCAUUGUACUGGUCUUGACAACUUAGCACUCACCUUUCAGCUCUUACUUUCUCCCAGGGGCAGUUUAUUUUCUCUGUGACAAUAAAAGUCACUCCUUUGUUGCUGUGUACAGAAACAUUUGAAAUUUGUUGUAGAGUAUUGUACAACUGAGGUGAUCUAUCUUGUUUAAAAUACAAAUCAUGGUAACAGUGUAAUAGAUCUUCAUUACUCUGAAAGACUUUUGUAAUUGCCAUUAAAGAUAUCAUUUAGCCCUUGCCAUGAAGUGGUUCAGGCCAUGACACAGUGAUAUCUAAUGAGACUUUUAAAAGAAUUUACAGAAUUUCUGUAGAAAAAAAAUGAAAAUGAAGUGCCUAGAAAUUCAUCACCCCUGAACACUUACUGUAUUUUUAUGUGCUUGAAGUGUUUUAAAACAUAAAUAUGCAAACAGAUAUAAUAUUUCAGAGUUGAGAAUUGAAUUUGAUGAUGCUAAGGAAAGAUGAUGGAAUAGGAGCUACUAGAACUACCCCACCUGCUUGUCCAAUAUUUCUUCUGUACAUAGAGCAAAUUACAGUGCUGCUUCAUGUUAUAUAGAAUGGAGAGUUUUGCUUACAGUCUGUUGUUGCAGUCAUGAUAAUUUUUAAAAUUUGAGUAAAAAUAGGUCUGUGGGAGACAAUUGGUACAAAUGCAAACAAAUAAGAUUGUUAUAAGGGCACAGUUACUGGGGUGAGGGAGGAGAAACAUGAAUAUAUUUAAGAAGGUGGUUGCUCCAAGCUUUAAGGUUAUAGUAGGGGAAAAAAAAUUGUGCUACCAAAACUGAGAGGGAGAGAAGAACAUUUGUAGUGAUUUUGAGAUCUGAAAUAGAAUUUAAGGAAUAUCCAAAUCCUGUUUCACUUUGGCUUCAAACCCCUUUUAUUUCUUGACUAAUAGAAAAAAUAUUGUAAUGAUUGAUUUUAAUAUUUUUACACUGAUUAAGUGCAUUUGACCCAUCUUGUUAUGGUAUUUUAUAGUAUUUAGAGUCAUAUACUAAAUUUAUAUAGAUUAGGCAAGAAACACUGGGAAGUUUUAUAAGAGUUCGUGCCAUGCUAUGCCUCUGCAAAUAACAGAUACCUGAAGUAAUCAAUUACAUACUACUGACUCAGUAUUCUCAGAGGGGAAAUGGUUUCUGAGAGAAGUAGCAAGUCUUUGUGGUAAAAGAGAACAUAGUUUUGAAAGUAAAUCUGUAGCUUCAUUUCUGCUUCUGUCAGUUGUGAUCAAGUAAAUUAUUUGAGUUCUGCAAGCUAUCUCAGAACUGAAGCUUAAUACAUCAAUUCUGGAAUAAGAAUAUGCAUUAAAUUUUGUAUAGUAGUGCAUGUUUCUCAGAUCUGUAAUCUUGUACUGAAUUUUGUGGGAAAAUGUGCAUAUGCUGUUACUAUUUUAGUGGCAAGCUGUAGAUUAUUGUGAAUAUACUUUCUGUACUGACGUUCAUCGUGUUUGUCUAAUGCAUUUCUUUUGAGGUGCAAAUGAUUUGUCUCUUAAGAGGUUGUUGAAGCAGAAGGUUCUUUAAUGGAAGCAUUUUUAUUAUAAAAGUUGAUAUGUAUAUGCUCUGCAUAUUUGGAAUUAACACAUUUCACACAUGGGUUCUCUUGAAAACAUUUUACAGGAGUGUUUUCAGCACUGUUGCUAGUAAAAUGAACUUACUGUAAUUUAGAGCACUUUUUUUGUGAAUCUUGUGAACCUUAAAAAAAAGAAAUAAAGUAUUUACAGGCAAAUUGUCAGUUAAUAUAAGCUGACAAUCUCUCUCCCAGUCUUAAAGUA
Pseudopipra pipra is the source of this 5585-nucleotide messenger RNA. RefSeq names its product mannosidase endo-alpha (gene MANEA). NCBI's taxonomy places the organism in Eukaryota, Metazoa, Chordata, Aves, Passeriformes, Pipridae. The record is from RefSeq and is a predicted model, not a curated record. The transcript has 5 exons. Gene Ontology annotation, cellular component: Golgi apparatus. Gene Ontology annotation, molecular function: alpha-mannosidase activity. Bases 185 to 1558 code for a protein of 457 amino acids.